CACAUCAGUGAUUUUUCUCACUAAGCAAUCUAUCCUGGAGAAAACCAUUUAGUAACAUCUAGAAUAUUUCUUUUUCCUUUUUACAAUCUCCUGGUGCCCCGCAGUGUAAACAGCAAGCACUUCAUGCAUGCAGGGCCCUUUGACGUCAGGCUGUGCUACCCUACCGCACGGCAAGAAAUAGCCUCUCCAGUCUCCUCUUCCUCACUGGGCUGGUCUGUGAGUGGGACAGAUUCCUGGAACCACGAUGAUUGGGUCAACAGGCAAGGCAUCUCUAAGUUUGUGCGAUUUCUAGGUUCCCUUCGAUGGGGUUCAUAUCACGUUAAAUCCCAACAGAUAACAUCCAAGGCUAUCUCCCCCAGAGAUGGCUGUCAGAUGCCAGGAUAUAGCCUCAUCUGACAGGGACAAAUUGUGCUGCAAGACACUUUUAAUUUCUAUUUCUCAUUUCAUGAAUAUGCUGAGCAUUGUUUCAGAUCUCCAAUGAACCCUCUCUAGCUCAUGGUUCCUCUUCUGUGAAUCUGUUCCUCUCUGCUCUCCAUUGGUGUCCUGCCCAACUUCCAGAGGAAGUGGUCCUUCGGAGCGGUAGGGGGAAUGACAUGGACGAGCAGGAAGUGCUCAGCAGUGUUGGUCUGGGGAAGCUGAGGACCCCUGUCUGGGCAUCUCUGCGGGUGCUGGAAAAUUAAGCCUCUCCUUGGACCCCACACCCACAGACUGGCUCAGAGAAGUCCAGGCAGGAGGCCGGCUGCCCUGGGAGGUGGGCAGUGGGACCCCUCCUGAAGACACAUGCCCUUUCCGGGGAGAUUGCCCUUCUCAGGCUCCCUCCAUGUCAGCUGUAGACAUUCACGGUGAUUUCCAGGUGGAGUGAGCUCGUGCUCUCCACCCGUCACACUCUCAGCCUGGGCCCAGCCCUGCAAGUCUUGGCAGGCAGGUGCUUGAGCUGGGAGGACCACCUGGAAGAGGAGGCUUCCUGGGGAGGGUGGGCGCAGUGAGUGGGGACAGCUCCCGGCCGGGCUCUGGGCUCCAGGACCACCAUGUCUGCCUCCCCGGCUACGGAGGUAGGGUGGUGCUGGAAGGCAGCAUCCCCAGGCGUGAGAGCAGGCGGAGGACCUGGCAUGGGGCCAGCGGCCAGCCUCACAGCCACAGAGCGCCUUGGGCAGAAAAAGGGGAAGGAGGUCUGUGAGAGUAAGGGAGCGAGUUCAGGGGGUCAGCAACAGUGUGAAAAGCAGCUGGAGCAGCACCACCCCACCCCACCACCCCUAUCUGGCAGGGUCCCAUGGGGCUCCGAGCAGCAGCAGAGACCAGAGGACAGCCCCUUGAGGAGCCAGCCCCGAGGAGGGCAGCAGCAGCUUUGUAGGGCCACCCCUGUGAUGUGACAAAGGAUGCCUGCAGUGGGAGCAGGAGCAACUCAGCCAAAGUUGCAAGAGCUCAGGACCUCAGGCUGCCUCAGGACCUGGGAACCCCUCAGGAUCUCAGGACCCUUCAGGACUCCAGGACCUCUUCAGGACCUGGGGACCCCUCAGGACCUCCUCAUGACCUCCUCAAGACCCCCUCAGGACCCCAGGACCACCUCAGGGCCCCUCAGUACCCCUCAGGAACCCUUAGGACCUCAGAACCCUUUCAGGACUGCUCAGGAUGCCCUCAUAUCCCAGUUGCCCAGUGUCCCUUGUCCUAUGGUGGCUUCUCCCUUCUGGCAAAGCCCCCGCUCCCACCUUGCUUGGGCCAAUCUCCAUCCGGAAAGGACUGUGGAUGGGCUGUCUGGGUGCCUGGCUUGACCAGAACUUCUGACUGGCACUGUGGGGUCCCAGGCGGCCCAGCAGUGCCCUCCUGGAUACAGGGUGAAGAGGGAACAAGGGGCUCCAGGGGGAAGAUUUCCGAGGGGGUGCUGAGGGGAAGUGCAGAGAGCAGGAUCAGGAGCACUGGAUGACCAGAGCCAGGGCUGCCCACCCCAGGACUCCAGGGCUCCAGAGUGCUGUUCUAGACCCGUGGCCUCUGUGUCGAGCCCUGGCGUGUGCAACUCUCAGGUCACAGAUAGCAUGAGAGGUCUAGAGGCCAAGGAGUGUCAGAGCUGAGUGUCAGACCGCAAGGCUCUUCCUGCCACCACAGAUGUGCGUGCCGGCUUCUGGAAACAGGGCAGCCAUCCUCCAGUAGCCCCCUCAGAAGCUGUUCCCCACAGGACUGGGCCUGGGGCUUUGGCUGGAGGCUGGGGGCAACUUAUCCCUGGCCUUCCAUGCACCCCAGCCAUUUCCUGGGGUACAGGGUAGAUGCCAGAAGGGAGAGGCCUGGGGGGCAAUGUAGCCAGGAAGUUGUGACUGUCCUCUCCCUCUGGGGAGUUGAGCUGGGUCUGAAUGCUAAGGGAAGACCACAGGGCCAGGGGACACUGGAGAGAAGAAGCCCUCCUAAUGGGGGACAGUGCAGGGGGGGGUGACUUAGGGACAGGCCAACAGCAGUUCCAUUCUGGGGAGGAGUUCCGGAGUGUUUCCUGUGUGUGAGAAGGACACUAGUCUGCCAAGAGUGAGGAGGAGCUCUCGUGGCAAGAGGAUGUUGGAUGGGGGUGGAGGGUCUGUGAGGAAGAGCAGGAGGGGGUGGCCAGGGCCCCCCUGCUGAGGAGGGGAGGGGCACUCGGGAGAUGGAUGGCAGGUGGGACUGACCCGACCCCAUGGUGUCCCCAGCACCCCUCCCCCACAGGUUUCCCCAUCCCCUGUUUCCCCCUGUGGCACCCUCAUCUGGCCAGUCUGGUGGGAGGGGAAGAGGUUUCCCAGACCAGGUUUCUGGGAAGAGAAGAACAGAAAGUGUCCAUGGUGGGGAGAUGACAGAAGCUUGGGUCCUCUCUCGCUCAGCUCCGCAGAUAGUCUAGACUUGUGGCUGAGUCAAGGUUCCAGAGGCCUCAGUUUCCAGACACCAGGUGCCUGGGCCAGGGCUGGGGCCAGGGUGCGGCAAGGGUGGCCCUGGCCUCAGGCCGAACAUCUCAGAGGCUGCCAGCACCCAGUCAUGGGGACUAACUGGGCUUUGAUGCUAUGUUUGACUACACGGAAUCAAGAGCACCAACCCUCCAUGAACGUGAACAUGAAUUGGCCCUGUGCUAAGGGCGGGCGGUGGGACUGGCAUUCUUUUGCUUCAGGCUCCAAUGUGGCAGGGAGGGGAGGUCGUGAAAGACCAGCCUCUACCCAGCCACCAGUCCGGCUCUGAAGGUGGCCUGUCCAGCACUGGGGAGCACCUCUCAUGCUUCCCGUCCACCCGCAGAAAGGGUCAUGUCUCAGAGCAGGCGGCCGGCUACCUCCCCUGCCUGCUGUGGGCUUCAGGCUGUGGGAGAGAAGCUGCCUCCCUUCCUCCUCCUCCUCCAGGCUAGCGUGCUCCUUCCCUGCCCCAUGGGCACCCUUCCACCUUUCAGAAAGCCCUUCCAUCUCCACCUCCUCCACCAUUCACGCCCAGCUCAAGUGCCGCCUCCUCCAAGAAGCCUCCUGUCCUAGUCUGCCUUCUGUGAACCCCCAGAAAUAGUGAGCCGAUGGGAGUGCAUGCCCCACUCUGCAUGAGGGCACACCUACAUGGAUGGCCUGCGUCCCCCUGCCACGUCCCCUGUGGCGCCCAGGCGGGGGCCCCAAGGGUGGGCACAAAGGGGGAGCAGUGAUGUCAGAGCAGAUGCACCUUUUAGCUUGGGGAGUUGACCCUCGGUGGGUCAAGGCUGCACUGCCCGGUGUCCUUAGGGCCCUUUGCCCUCUUCCUUGGCACUUUGAUUCCUCAUUUGACCCAGUCGGGGGCAUCAUUCUCAGCAGGCGAGGGGAGUGAGGGGAGCUUGGGGAGGGCGGGAGUGCCCAGAGGCUGCAGCGUUUCCUGGGCCCGCCCCUGGGCCGCAGCCCAGAGCUCUGUGCAGUGACUCAGCGGCCACGUUCACUUCCCUAGAAGGCCCAGCUGCACAUGGCAAGGAUGCGCAUUUUGUCAUCAGCGGAGUAGCCCCAAGUGUCCAGAGGGGUGGAGAACCAGGAGGAAGGGGGAGCACAUGGGCUCUGCAGCAGCGGGACCAUGAGCAACAGCACCUGUGUCCCCGAAGAUCUCCCCUGGCCCCCCUUGGUCAAGACUGUCCUCUCCACCUACACGGGGCUGCUGCUGGGUCUGGGGCUGCUGCUCAACGGCCUGGCGCUCUGGGUGUUCUGCAGCCGUAUGCAGCGAUGGACUGAAACCCGAGUCUACAUGGUCAACCUGGCAGUGGCCGACUUCUGCCUGCUCUGCACCAUACCCUUCUUCCUACACUCCCUGAAGGAGAGGACCACAGACACGCCCUUCUGCCAGCUCUCCCAGGGCGUCUACCUGGCCAACAGGUACAUGAGCAUCAGCCUGGUCACGGCCAUCGCCGUGGACCGCUAUGUGGCCGUACGGCACCCACUGCGUGCGCGGACACUCCGCUCCCCUCGCCAGGCUGCGGCCGUGUGUGCGGCGCUCUGGGCACUGGUGGCCGGCUUGCUGGGGCUGCGCUGGGCCCUUGGCGUGCAGGAGGGUGGCUUCUGCUUCUCGAAUGCAUCCCGGCAAAGCUCCAACACUACGUUCUUCUCCCUCCUGGGCUUCUUCCUGCCGCUGGCUGUGCUGGUCUUCUGCUCCCUGCGCGUAGUCACCGCCCUGGGCCAGAGGCCGACAGCCAUCCCGGACCAGGCAGAGGCGACCCGAAGGGCCACCCGCAUGGUCUGGGCGAACCUGGCUGUGUUCGUGGUCUGCUUCCUACCCAUUCACGUGGUGCUGAUGGUGGUCGUGGCCACGAGCUUGAACACCUCUGCCAUCUGCUAUGCACUCAUCAUCACAGGCAAGCUCUCGGAUGCCAACUGUUGUCUGGACGCCAUCUGCUACUACUUCAUGGCCAAGGAGUUCCAGGAGGCAUCUUCGCUGGCCUCGAUGCCCAUUGCCAAGGCCCACAAGAAUGAGAACUCCCUCUCUGUAACCCUUGCUUAGAACAAGUUGUGGACACAUGGGCCAGGUCCCAGGCUCUCUGGGAGGUCCUGCCUGCUGGGGCAUCCCUGAACUCGCUGUGGCUGUUGGGCAUGCUCCAGGAGCCUGGCAGGGUGGAAGGGGUGCGGGCACGGACCCUGAGGCAGAGUUGUCCCAACCCCUGGGACGGAAGAGGGUUGGGACCAGAGCAGGAGGCCUGAAGGCUAAGUGAGGCCAAUCUUGGACAGGGCCAACACUGGAGCACCCAGAGUCUGGUACCCCUGGGGUACUGGAGUGUAUGCUUGCUCUGUGCUGUGACGCCUCAGUGGGCAGCCUUCUGCUGUCCCCCAGGGCUGGGCCUGGACUGUCAAGGGUCCCCCACACUCUCAUGGUGGGAGGCUGGGGUGUCUUUCCAGGUGGCUUUCAAGGACUCUCCAUCCAGGGGCUCUCCUUGGGUCACUCCAUCUGCUUCCCACCCCCUGGCCCACUCCCAGCCAUCUGCAGGUCUCCUGGGGGCUAUGGGCAGCUCUCGGAAGGGCCAUACUAAAGGCCCACAGCCUGCUUUCCUCCUGCCAAGGAAGAAUCAGGACCGCUCGACACCCUGUAGGGGCUGCACAGAUGCAAUGGGCUGGCAGUGGGCUGGGGGACAGAGGGGAAGGGGCCAAGGUCUGUCGAGGGGGCACGCUCCCUUCAUGAUUUCUUAAGGGAAGCUGGAGGACCCUGCCUGGGGGCUGCAGGACCUGGAGGUCCCUAGGCGGGGGGAGGGGGGGGUGCCCAGGCCUGUGUGAGCUGUACCUUAACCCCUCCUUGGCCUCCCUGCUUGGGCCUGGGCACCCCCACUCAGGCUGGAACUACCAGGGCCUUCUAGGGGCCCCCUGUGGUGCUGGCCUGAGGGGCUUGGCUUCGAAACCCCAGCCCACCUGCCUCCCUAGGCACCAAAGAGCCUCCCUUUCCUAUUCUUCUGUCUGUGUGCUUGGAGCCCAAAUGUCCCGGCUUUGGGCCCCUGCAGCUGAGGCAGUUCCUCAGGGGCCCCGCGGGGAGUAGUCCCUGCUCAGGGAGGUCCACGCUUAGGGGACCUCUGCUCGGGGAUGGGGCUGUCAGGGGGCCCAUGCAACUCAAUCCACGGCUGUCCUAUGCUGGGGCUCAGAUGUCCCCUCCACCGUUGGGGACCCCUGCCCUUUGUCACCUUGGGUAGGGAGUGCCAACCCUGCCCCCCCCCCCCCCCGACGUGCACCAGGGCUGGGCCAGGCAGCACUCUGUGCUGAGAAGGCGUACAGAUGGCCAGGCUUGUCGGGUGGAGCAGGGCUGGGGGGAACGCAGCCAUGUGGACUGGCCCAGCUCCCCGGUGUUCUCCCGUGCUGUAGGCUCGCCAGGGAUGUCCUUGGGAGGGCAGGGACGCUGGGAGGAGACCUCUUCGGGGUCUUCUGGUGGUGGGGCUGGAGCUGCUGGGUGGCGGAGGCAGCUGGCUAUGCUCCUAGGACACCAGCCUCCUGAGAGGGGCCCCCCACGGCUCCCCCUUGCUGGCCCCCGUCUGUGGCUGGGGAAGGGGAUGGGUGUGCCCUCUGUCCCUCAUGCCGCUCCUGACUCCCAGCAAGUGCAGGCAGCUGGACUUUCACAAAAUUCCCAAAGGAGCAAGAAAAGGAGCCAAGGUAAAAAUCACAGAUGUUAAACAUCCAAAGAACUGACUUCUGGACACUAAUCAUGGCCCACACACUCUGAGAGGCUUCUGGGCCGGGCCAGACCACAUGGAAUACCUUUGCCCUAACACCCCCCACUCUGGCUCAGAUGGCUUACGGGGCAGUUGGGCACACUGGUCAGGACUGGGCUCACCAUUAAUUAGCAAGCAACAGGCAUCUGAAAGCAGGCUCACUUUGAGGUUGCAUCAACAGGAGUAUAGGGCCCAGAAUGCGGGAGGACACCAGUUCAUUCUCCUUCUGCUAGGCUUACAUCUAGGGUAUUUUAUCUGGCUAGGGACACUGUUCUGUCCCAUGCCAUAGUCAUCUGGAGGGGGUCUGGAGUGUACAGGCUGGUGAGGGCCAGGCAGUAACCAGAGGAAGUGUGAGCAGCAAGUGACGGGAGGUGACUUCACCUCCAGCAGAUGAAGCAGGAGGUGGUGGCAUCUGUGGUCUCCAAGCAGCAGACAGAUCAGGAUGGCUGUGGAAAGCAGAGCCAUGAUGGGGAGGGACCCAGAAAAGGGCCCAGGACCGGGGUGUGUCCAACCAGAGAGCUGCACGAGACACAGCUGUACAUAUCCAGGAAUUUGCACACAGAAGGAAGGUGCUCCUGGGGGGACCAUGUCACCUGAUUCCUAAUCGUCUGUGUGUCAUCCGGCCAAUGUCCCUUGUCUGUGGCUGUUUCCUCUGGGACAGCUUGCUUCUCUGUGAAGGCUCUCUGUCUCUGCUGGGGGUUGGAGCCUGGCUGCAGCUGGCCUCAGGAGAAAGUAUUCUGAGGGAGGAGGCUGGCAACCCAUGGGCAGAGCUGAGCUUGGCCUCCUGUUAUCGGGGACCCACCCGCUGCUGUGCACCAGAGAAACCUUCCCUGAGAACACAUGUCUAUCUUCUACAAGGCCAGGGUAUAUCAACCAGAGGCAGUACCACAGCAAGGGCUCUGCAGGGUCUUGGGGAACGGGUGCAGGUGUGGGGCUGCUGCCCAGCCCCCUGUGCAGGGGCAUGGCAGGGUUUGGGCACCCCAGGGGCCCUAGGGAGGGAGGCAGCAGAACACAGUGUCCAUCCGACCAGAAGGUCAGUGCUUCAGGAAACUACUGCCCACAUUCCCCAAGUGACCAUCCAGAUAGUGGCCCCCCAAGUCUGACCACGUGAAACCCGCUGGGGGAAGCAGCCUGUCCAUCUCAUGAGCUGGCAGUGAAAGGGUCUUCCAGCUCCUGCCUCCCCGGAAGGGUACAUAGGAGGGCAGAAAUGACACUGACGACCAAGAGACCCCUCCCCCCACAGGAUCGGGACCACACACCUCUCAGAGCAGGGGUGUCCUCGCCACCCUUUCAGAGCCCCUGCCGCACACAAGAUGGCUGAUGAGCUGGCGCCCAUCGCUGCAUCUGUGUGGCGGGCCGUCCCUCCCAGUGUCCUCCUAGCACCGCCCUCAGCUUACCCCCAUCAUGGCUUCACAGGCCAUGUUGUUCCACUGUGAGGUGUCCCCGAUUCAUGGGAAGAUGGGCUCCCCCACAUGCCUCUGCUUCUUUCCAGGCUCUCCCGAGCCGGGGCCAGUUCUCAAUUUCCUCUGAUGCCCUUCCUCCUGCAGGUGGUCGGCAGACCCUCUGUAGCCCCAGGCCUGGACCCUCUCCCUGGGGCUGCCGGCACGGCCAAGGGCAGGGCCGCCCUGGUGCUGGGGCAAGCUCACACUCCUGCAUCGGGGUGGCUUCCAGAAGUCUCUGAGAGGGAGGUUUGCAUGCAGGGGUUUCCCGAGGAGUGUGCUUGGGAAUCCUACCCUCAAUGGUGCUAGCAGAGCGGGGAGGGCCAAGGGACAGGCUUCCGUACCCGUGGGGGCCCUGCGCUGAGAUGAUGCAGCCAAGAACACAGGUUGCCAUGGACACACGGUCCCCGAGGCCCUGUGUUACUUGCUGAGGGCAAGUCCAGAGGGGAUGUGGGCUGGGCUGUCAACUCUGGCAGGAAGGGCAGGCAGCAUGUGCCUUGGUCAUUAUGGGGGCCCCCGGCAGCACCCCACAGCGUCCACUACAGCCUGCCACCCUGUCGGGCUGGGUGCUUGGAACCCUGAGCGGCAGCUCUCCUUGGCUGUGGGGGAGGGGGAUGCGGCUGAGGGUCUCUGGGUUCUCCAGUCCUGAAGGAGGCAGGUAUCCUGUCCAAGGUCUCCCCAGCCAGUGCCAACCAU
Molecule: messenger RNA, 8751 nt
Organism: Mustela erminea (ermine)
Lineage: Eukaryota; Metazoa; Chordata; Mammalia; Carnivora; Mustelidae
Gene: GPR35
Product: G protein-coupled receptor 35
Exons: 3
Coding region: 4015-4932 (305 amino acids)
Biological process (GO): positive regulation of Rho protein signal transduction; phospholipase C-activating G protein-coupled receptor signaling pathway
Cellular component (GO): membrane
Molecular function (GO): G protein-coupled receptor activity
Source: RefSeq, a predicted model, not a curated record